CAAUUAGUCUUUCAAGAUAAGCAAAUAAUGAAACCUUUCCGUGAUGAUUACAAGUACACACAACAAACCUACCCUAAAAAGGAAUAGAAAAAUAGCUAAAAGGAGAUCCACGAAAAAUCUUGCCAACAUAUAGUGUCCAGUCUUCAUACAGCUCUUCCUCCAACUAUCACAAUGCUGAUGUCUUAUUAAAAUGUUGACGUAAUUAUAAUUUAUUUUAUUAUAAUUUAUUUUAUCACUUAAAGUAUUUUAAAUAUUAUUUAUAUCUUAUAUAUUUACAUAAAAUAUUUAAAUAAAAUGAAUGAUUACGAAACUCAACGGUGUCGUCUGUUAAAAAACGGAGGGAUUACUGUUCUACUAUAACUACACAAGUGUUCAACCGGCGUCAGUUGCUCUUAACCACCAGCGAAGCCUCGUUCCUGCGCGCCCUAGCGUUUGCUCAUCUCAGGAGCUCACGACGCGCGUGCGCAUAUGGCCACCGUCUCCGGCACCGACCGCCUCCGUGACCUCCACGCCUUCGACGACACCAAGGCCGGCGUCAAGGGCCUCGUCGACGCCGGCGUCACCACCGUCCCCUACUUCUUCCGCCACCACCCCGACCCCCUCCCCGUCGCCGCGCCGUCGGAGGCCGCCUCGGCCAUCCCGCUCAUCGACCUCGCCAAGGCCGACGUCGACCGGGGACGGGUGGUCGCCGAGGUGAGGACGGCCGCCGAGACGGUCGGCUUCUUCCAGGUGGUCAACCAUGGCGUCGCCGGGGAGCUCAUGGACGAGAUGCUCGCGGCGGUGCGGCGCUUCAACGAGGAGCCCCUGGAGGCGAAGGUGCCCUACUACACCAGGGACGUCGCCAGCAAGGUCCGGUUCAACUCCAACUUCGACCUCUUCCGUUCGCCGGCGGCCAACUGGCGGGACACGAUGUUCGUCGAGAUGUUCCCGGAGGUGCCCUCGCCGGAGGAGAUCCCGCCGCCGUGCAGGGGCGUGCUGGAGGAGUACGCCGCGGCGGUGCGGCGGCUCGGGGAACGGCUGUUCGAGCUGCUGUCGGAGGCGCUGGGCCUCCCUGCGGGGUACCUCGGCCGCGACGCCGGGGGCACGGACGGGCUGAGCGUGGCGGCGCACUACUACCCGGCGUGCCCGGAGCCGGAGGCGACGAUGGGCGCGACCAAGCACUCCGACCCGACCUUCCUCACCGUGCUGCUGCAGGACGAGUCCGGCGGGCUCCAGGCGGUGCUCCCGCGGCCCCCGGAGGAGCGGUGGGUGGAUGUGCCCCCGGUGGCCGGCGCGCUGGUGGUGAACGUCGGCGACCUCCUCCAGCUGGUGUCGAACGAGAGGCUCCGGAGCGUGGAGCACCGGGUGCUGCCCACCGGCGCCGCCGGGCCGGCUCGCGUGUCGGUGGCGUGCUUCUUCCGCCUCGCGUACUCGUCGACGAGGCCGUGCGUCCCGGUCGUCGGCGGCGGCAGCGGGGCGCGGGCGGCGGCGGUGUACAGGAGCACGACGGCGGGGGAGUUCCUGGCGCACUACAACGGGAAGGGGCUCGACGGGCGGUCGGCGCUGGACCACUUCAGGAUUCCGGCGGCGGCGGCGUCUCCUCCUCCUCCACCACAGUAGCUGGCUGGAUGAAUCGAGAGCUUCACACUUGGUCGUUUCGGUGACGUUAGUCGGCGUUUGGCUGGAAGCUGGUUAGUCGUGGCUGUAGGCUGCACGACGGAUGAUGGACGUACGUUGUACGUGGCAAUUUGGCAACCAUUCAGCCGCUACGUCAAUGCUUAAUUAUUGGUUGGUUGGAAAAUACAGAAUUGCAGGUAUACAUAUGGGCCCUGUUCGGUCAAUUAUAGCUCUCCGGACUAUGGCUAUAGCUAUUUAGAACUACUCAUAAAACUCAUUUCAUAACCUUUCAUAACCUAUAGACUAAUCUAUACGAGACGAAUCUAAUGAGUCUAAUUAAUUCA
Molecule: messenger RNA, 1940 nt
Organism: Oryza sativa Japonica Group (Japanese rice)
Lineage: Eukaryota; Viridiplantae; Streptophyta; Magnoliopsida; Poales; Poaceae
Product: DIBOA-glucoside dioxygenase BX6
Source: RefSeq, a predicted model, not a curated record